This is a messenger RNA of Xenopus tropicalis (tropical clawed frog), 5403 nucleotides long. It is a transcript of the gene kank1, whose product is annotated as KN motif and ankyrin repeat domains 1. Lineage: Eukaryota; Metazoa; Chordata; Amphibia; Anura; Pipidae. The transcript has 12 exons. The record is from RefSeq and is a predicted model, not a curated record. Bases 513 to 4547 code for a protein of 1344 amino acids. Gene Ontology annotation, biological process: negative regulation of actin filament polymerization.
AAUGAACAGCCAGAGAGUGUGAAGGUUUUAGAAUUUGUAGUGGCACGUGCAUUUUGAAGUCCCUUCACAAAGGAGAGCAGUAGUUGUACAGGAAUGUCCUGCAAUACCACCAGCUGGGUCCAGAUACAAACACUGUGACCCAGAAAGGAAGUCACCUUUUGGGUUUCCCUUCUCACAUCCGUAUGUUUGGGAUCCCUGACUGGGUGUCACAGAAGGGUAGAAUCAUUGCUUCCUUGCUUCUUGGAGCCCAAAGAGUGUAUCUGUCAUCGUCUGUGAAUAGCCUAGCAAUUUUUGCCUGUGGGAUACCUUACAGCUAAACUUAGAAGCAAACCAGUGCCACAGUUCCGUAUUUAAGAUCUUCAUUUGAAGCGUCAACCUGGAAUCAUAUUCCAUCUCACUGCCUGUGCUGUAUUCCUAGCACAUACAUAAACGUUUGGGCUUCAGAUCAAGUGGGAAGUUGGAUUUCAUGCCUACCAGUUUUUUAAUAAGCUAGCUGGACCCUGAAUUCUGACAUGGAGCAAGCAGAAAAUUUAAAUGGAAAUAUUUACAAGGGAUACUGUGGUGAUAACACAGGCGACGAGGAGAAUAUUCAGAUUGGUGAAAAUGACAAAGGUGGUAAUGCUGCUUAUUUUGUGGAAACCCCCUAUGGCUACCAGUUAGAUUUGGAUUUUCUUAAAUAUGUGGAGGACAUACAAAAGGGAAACACCAUCAAGAAAGUCUCUCUUCUGAAAAAGCGUAAGCUGGUCCCAAACUUGGCAGAGGGUAGGAAUCCUCCCAGCCAAGAAGCAGGGUGGCCCUCAACAGACUCUCUCUCUUCCUCCAACAGUGAUGACAAUAAACAUUCUCCUUCUCUGUUAACUCGGAGACACACUUUUUCUAACACUGCCAGGCCAUCGUCUCAAGAGGCAUCUCCGAGUUUUCUGACUGUGCCUGAGAAUAAGCCAUUGCCACCCCCUUCUCCCCAGAUACCCCAGCACAAUUUUCAUGUUACAAAAACUUUAAUGGAAACUCGAAGAAGGCUAGAGCAAGAAAAAAUAAUCAUGCAGGUCGCUUCUUCCUACAACGAUAUACGUAGACCAAGGCUUGCUAGCUUUGGUGGCAUGGGUUCUACCGGCUCGCUUUCAUCUGUUACAGGAACUACAGGUCACAAUAUAUCAGCACAACAGCUUCAAAAUGGACACCAAGCCAAUGGAGAUUAUAGUGCCUUAUUUGCCUCAUCUUUAGGAAGCUCCAUACGUCACAGCCCACUUAGUUCUGGUGUCUCUACCCCUGUGACGAAUGUUAGCCCCAUGCAUCUUCAGCACAUCAGAGAGCAGAUGGCUACUGCACUAAAGCGUUUAAAAGAACUCGAAGAACAGGUUAAAACAAUCCCCAUACUGCAGGUUAAGAUAUCAGUAUUACAGGAAGAGAAAAGGCAGCUCAUGUCAGAAAUCAAAAGCCAGAAACUAAGCAACCAAAAAGACACUGCAGGUUUCCGGAAGAGAUCUUACAGUGCAGGAAAUGCUGCUGGUUUUGAACCACCGUCUAGGGUCAGGUCUGCUGGGGAGUUACAUAUAGACUCUGAUGAUGAAAUGGAAACACCAGAGCAGAAUUCUCAAACACUAAAGGAGUUUAGGCAGUUGACAGCUGAAAUGCAAGCGCUGGAAAAGAAAAUACAUGACAGCAGCUUAGAGAGCCGCUGCCCUGACACUCAACCAAGAGAGAUUAAAACAAAAGAAAAAUGCAGCAGGUCUGUUGCUGUUGGUGCUGAUGAAAAUAUGAACGACAUUAUAAUAUAUCAUAAAUCUGUGAAAUCCAGUCAAGAUGCCUCUGUGGGAACAGAAAUACAAGUGAAGAACCUCGGGGUUGGAGUAACAGAAGAAAUGCUAGGUGUGACUUCAGAAGCUGAAAGAGAAAUUGAACUUCAGCAACAAACAAUUGAAGCACUUAAGGAUAAAAUUUAUCGUUUAGAAACAGACUUAAGGGAAACAACAUAUGCCAUGGAAAUGACCAAACUAAAGCUCGAGAUAAAAGCAGCAGGGUCACGGAAGAAUGCUGACAAAGCAAUAAUGGCUCAACCCCUAAUGUUCAGCAGGACCACAGAAGCUAGUGUAGAAAUGAAGGACCAAAGUGCUGGAGAUCAUGUUGAUAUAAUCGAUGCUUGUGUUGGUAACAGCUUAAAAACUGUUAGUGUUGGUGUUUUAUGUAGUCCCAUUGUUCAGAAUGCAGCUGCAGGCUCCAGCCUGCCAAUGAAUAGUUGGAUUGUGAAACAGAAAGUAGAAAUGUGUGACACUGGAACUGGGAGGGAUCUUGACUUGUGUGACAAGUGUGUCGGCAAUGACCAGGUGCUAUUUGAAGAUGCUCUUAAUAUAAGGGAACCCAUAGAUCAGCAGGAUGGGACAGGAGAUCUUAAAACCAAGGAACUAAGGUCAGUAGGAUGUGGAGAUAGUUCAGUGGAUGUUAUCGUUAAGCCUGUGAUGGAGAGUUUGUCAUGUGGGGUAAACACAGAAUUUGUGAACAAAGUAGAUUCUUCGGUGACUGCAUCACCUUGCACAGCAGACCAACAAACCAACACUGAAAUGGACACAGCAAAUCAGUAUACAAACACAGAUACCCUGUGUUGUAUAGAUUCAAGCACAAACACUGCAUUGAGCACUUACAGUAAGCAGACAAACACAGAAACAGUGGAGAUGCGAUCUGUGGCCAUAGGCGAUGGCAAAGUGAAGGAAGUUAAUUCUUUACCAAAGACUCGGUCCAUUGGAGUAAGUACUUCAGAUUCAGAUUUUGAGUCCUCCACACCCAAGACCAAAGACUUUGGUGUAGGACAUAUCAAUAUAAUGGAUAAUUUUUUGAUAGGUAUGAAAUCGAGAAGCAUAGCAUGUGGACCCAGUGAGGCACUUCCACUUGGUCCUGACACAAGGAGCAUAGCUGUAGGAGAUGAACCUUUCCAGGAACAGGAAUGUAUUCCUCUCAUAAACAAGGAGCCCACACCUGACACUCCUGCAGUCAUUGACCAAUAUAUUGAACAAGUGCAAAAGCUGCUCCAGGAACAGCAGAUGCUUCUUGCUGAGAACUACACUGAACUGGCAGAAACCUUUGGAGAGCCUUAUUCUCAGAUUGGCACCCUUAACUCUCAACUUAUCAGCACCCUUUCUUCCUUUAAUUCUGUAAUGAAGUAUGGCAGCAGUGAAGAACUGCACAGCUCUGGUUUCAAGAGACAUUCUGCUGAGCUAGACCCCUCUGCAGGAUCAAAUCUGGAUUGUUUUCCUGAAUCACAGUUCAUCAGUCAAUAUGCUAAUGGAAACACUCAGACUAUUAACCUGAAUCAACUCCCUGAAGCCACACAAUGUGAGGUGCAGAAUGUACCUAAAUCUGCAGGCAAGCCUUCUGCGUGUAUUCCUGCCAGCCCCGCGGCUGAGGGCGAAACAGAGUGUGUUAGUGCAUCAGGUCAGACUACAUUAAAGUCUAUAAUGAAAAGAAAAGAUGAGAAAAAGGAAUCCACUAACACCAAGAAAAAUCUUCAGUUUGUUGGCAUAAAUGGCGGGUAUGAAACAACAUCUAGUGACGAGUCUAGUUCUGAUGAUAGCUCCUCCUCAGAGUCAGAUGAUGAAUGUGAAGAGGAAGAAAGUUUUAAUGAAGAGUCCGGUGAGCUGUAUCAUGGCGUGGCCAGUGUCAUCCCUGGAUCCCCAAGCAACCUGGAGGAAAAGCAACUCAAUGAGAAAGAACCUGAAAAAGUGGAAAUAAGGGAAAGAUACGAGCUGAGUGAAAAGAUGCUGUCGGCUUGCAAUGUGCUGAAAGACACAGUGAGCGAUCCAAAGGCGUUGGCAAACAAGGAUGUGAGGCUGUGUCUGACCACAGUACAAAAUGAGUGGUUCCGUGUGUCCAGUCAGAAAUCUGCAGUGGCGCCCAUGGUGGAGGAUUAUAUUACUGCAUUCAAGGACCUUUCCCCUGCUGUCUUAAGCUACAUCAUAAAUAUGGCAGAUGGCAACGGCAACACAGCUCUUCAUUACAGUGUGUCCCAUUCCAACUUUGACAUUGUAAAGCUGCUGUUGGACGCAGAUGUGUGUAAUGUAAAUCAGCAGAACAAGGCUGGCUACACUCCCAUAAUGCUUGCUGCUCUUGCAGCUGUGGAAGCACCCAAGGACAUGGGGGUAGUGGAGGAGCUCUUUGGCUCAGGAGAUGUGAAUGCCAAAGCUAGCCAGGCAGGCCAAACUGCGCUGAUGCUCGCUGUCAGUCAUGGACGCAUAGACAUGGUCAGAGCCCUUUUGGCAUGCGGAGCUGAUGUCAAUAUCCAGGAUGAUGAAGGCUCCACAGCACUAAUGUGUGCAAGUGAACAUGGACAUGUAGAGAUUGUCAAACUGCUGCUGGCCCAGCAUGGCUGCAAUGCUGCCCUGGAAGACAAUGAUGGAAGUUCAGCACUGUCGAUCGCUCUGGAUGCCGGACACAAGGAUAUAGCAGUUAUUCUCUAUGCACAUUUAAAUUUUUCAAAAACACCAUCACCUGGCACACCGAGACUCAGCAGAAAGUUUCCCCCAAGUCCAACACAGAAAGGCCCCACUGACCAUUGAAGCUUAGAGAAAAAGUGGCCAUUGUUUGUUUUCUCCUCUCUGGGAGCUGCUGCUAACUGUUCAUACUGACAGAUACUGAAUGUAAUAUUCUUGUGCCUGAACACACCAGCAGACAUGAGCAAUAUCUGUAUAUAUUAUUAGCAACUGGAAGAACACAUUAUGCCAUGGCAGUGCCUCUGUGAUUAGUUAUAAUGUGGACACUUUAUGGACAUUUUUGAAAAGAUGGCUUUCUACCCAGCCCCAGGGAUCCAAAUAUCAACCAUACCUGUCUUGCAAUGUUGGGAAAAGUCCCAAGUGCCAUAUGCCUGCUGCCUACAUGUAGAACAUUUGAACAUUGCUUCCCAAGGUUCAUUCUGAAACGGGUAUCCUUGUCUGGUACCUACAUCCACAGCACUUGAGCUGGCCGUUGGGUGUCUAGUGUAAAUGGAGACGAGCACAAAUGGAGCAGUAUGGGUGAAAAAGGAAGCAUCUUCUGGGAUGGGCCUAUUAUGCAAUUAUAUUAAUUUAAACAUAAAUAUAUACAAAUGUUAAAUAAUUCAGUAUUUCCUGCAUAUUUUAUAAUACAUAAGAAAAAUAUAAGGUAUAUGUCUCAAAGUUCAUGUACCAAGCUUAUGUUUUUAAUCUGUGUAGUAUUGUAUAAUAUCUGUAUAAUGUUUAUAAAAGAAAGUAAGGUCACCAGUUACAAUGUAUGUCCCUUACUUGAUAAUAUAAAAGGAUGUUGAUAUAUAUAUAUAUGCAUAUUUAUAUAAUAGCCUGUCCUGUUUCUUUUAGAGUUGUACGUUUUUUAAAUGUUUGAAGUGCCUUAGGCUCUUGCCAUAUCUCCUCAAUAAACUUUCGUUAUAUUGUUUUUAUCCAU